AUAUUAAAUAUCGAAAUCGAGUGAGAUGACAUUUACUUUUCGUUAUUGUGUUGUUUAGGCCAAAUAAUAAAAAUUUCAGUAGUUUUAACCGUACACCUAACAAACACUAACAAGACAUGUUCCAGUUCAACGGAUUCAAUAUGGUGUUCCCCGAUGGCCGCAUCUUUAAGGCCACCUACAAAUGUUUUUCAGUCUCAAUGCUGCCCGGAAAUGAGAGGACUGAUGUGGAAAAGGGUGGCAAGAUUAUCAUGCCACCGUCCGCUCUUGAUACACUAACUCGCUUAAGUGUGGAAUACCCAAUGCUCUUCAAGCUAAACAAUACCAAAAAGUCACGAGCCUCACAUGCUGGAGUCUUGGAGUUUGUAGCCGACGAAGGUAAAUGCUAUCUACCUUAUUGGAUGAUGGAUAAUCUGUUGCUAGAAGAGGGCGAUAUAUUGGAUAUUGAAAGUGUGUCGCUACCCGUGGCAACCUUCUCCAAAUUCCAACCACAUAGCACAGAUUUCUUGGACAUUACCAAUCCAAAGGCAGUACUAGAGAAUGCCCUGCGAAAUUUUGCUUGUCUAACAAAGGGCGAUGUUAUUGCCAUCAAGUAUAACAAAAAAGUUUAUGAAUUGUGCGUGCUAGACACACGACCAGGCAAUGCAGUAAGCAUAAUUGAAUGUGACAUGAAUGUGGAAUUCGAGGCACCCGUUGGUUACAAUGAACAACAUGCAGCCACCGGCACCAGUAGUCAAGGAGGAGAUGGUGCCCAGGGUACGAGUGCUGGCCAGGGGGAGGUUAGUGGGACUGGUCAAGGGACUGCUGGCGUUCUUGAAGAGGUGAUAGAGACUUUCCAAGGUUCCGGUGUUCGACUUGAUGGCAAAAAGAAGAAGGACAGCCAAGUCGACACUCCCGUAAUGAAAAAAGUCUUGCCGCGCGGUGUGCCAGACUAUGAAUUCCAAUUCGGAAUGUUACGAUUUGAUCGAAGCAUUAAACCCAUUAGUGAUCGUGUUCAAGAGGAGGGCGCAACCGGUGGCGGUGUUGGUUCAGCGGCUGGUUCCGAUCCGGAAAGUUUCCGUGGGACAGGAUUUUCGAUGAAGAAGACACGCAAAUAAAUAACAAACACAAAGUAAACAAAAUUAUACAUAUAUAGUUUUUAAGCGUAUGUAUUUAGAUGUAGCAUAUUAAAAGCCAGAGGCACAGGCAUAUAUAUACAUAUAA
Messenger RNA from Drosophila willistoni, 1200 nucleotides. RefSeq names its product ubiquitin fusion degradation protein 1 homolog (gene Ufd1-like). The transcript has 2 exons. Gene Ontology annotation, molecular function: polyubiquitin modification-dependent protein binding. Lineage: Eukaryota; Metazoa; Arthropoda; Insecta; Diptera; Drosophilidae. Gene Ontology annotation, cellular component: VCP-NPL4-UFD1 AAA ATPase complex. The record is from RefSeq and is a predicted model, not a curated record. Bases 117 to 1094 code for a protein of 325 amino acids.